Molecule: messenger RNA, 609 nt
Organism: Capronia epimyces CBS 606.96
Lineage: Eukaryota; Fungi; Ascomycota; Eurotiomycetes; Chaetothyriales; Herpotrichiellaceae
Product: GTP-binding protein rho2
Exons: 2
Coding region: 1-609 (202 amino acids)
Biological process (GO): small GTPase-mediated signal transduction
Molecular function (GO): GTP binding; GTPase activity
Source: RefSeq, a predicted model, not a curated record
AUGGCACAAAACCAGGCACAGCAGAAUGUGAUGAGGCGGAAACUUGUCAUAAUAGGUGAUGGUGCCUGCGGCAAGACAUCCCUCCUAUCCGUAUUUACUCUCGGCUAUUUCCCGACUCAUUACGUACCGACGGUAUUCGAAAAUUACGUUACCGAUUGCCGCGUCGAUGGCAGAUCAGUUCAGCUGGCGUUAUGGGAUACAGCAGGACAAGAAGAUUACGAGAGACUUAGGCCACUGGCAUAUGCUAAGUCGCACGUCAUUUUGAUAGGAUUCAGCGUCGACAGCCCUGACAGCCUGGAAAACGUACGGCAUAAAUGGAUUGAAGAAGCGAGAGAACGGUGCCCCGAUGUGCCUAUCAUUCUGGUUGGAUUGAAAAAAGACCUAAGAGAAGAUCCAAUGGCAAUAGAAGAAAUGCGAAAGAAGAGCUUGAAGUUUGUGACUCCACGAGAGGGCGCAGAAAUGGCGCAGCUAUGUGGCGCCCGCAAAUACCUCGAGUGUUCCAGCCUGACCGGCGAGGGAGUGGACGACGUGUUCGAAGCUGCCACCAGAGCCGCGCUUCUCACGUUUAAUGGCAAACAAGGUGGAGGUGGCUGCUGCGUGAUCCUGUGA